This is a messenger RNA of Mus caroli (Ryukyu mouse), 2076 nucleotides long. RefSeq names its product transmembrane protein 100 (gene Tmem100). Gene Ontology annotation, cellular component: plasma membrane. Gene Ontology annotation, biological process: cellular response to BMP stimulus. The record is from RefSeq and is a predicted model, not a curated record. NCBI's taxonomy places the organism in Eukaryota, Metazoa, Chordata, Mammalia, Rodentia, Muridae.
CUCUGAGGAGCGUCUGUCCCCAUCAGUUCUGUCUGUCAGCUAGGUCCGCAGUGCUGACUCUGGGAUUCUCUUAUGAAAAUGCCUGAUGGGCAAGCCAGAGGAGGAGGAGGAAGAUCUAGAGUUUGGCUGGGGAAAAAAUGAGUAACUCAGAGCAGCCUGCUUCAAUAAAUGCUGGGAGAGAAAGAAAAGCCGAGGCUGGCUCCAGUCUCUGGGGACUCUGAGGUGAUGAUCCGGAAUUAUCAUGUCCCCGAGCAGAGUUGGAGCAUGCCAAAACUCUGAAUCUGCUGAGGCAAUCCCUGGUCUGUCCUUUUACCAAUGCCCAGUGGGUGACAGGCUCUUUCCCAGAAGUUGAACGGAGCUACGCUGGCAGAUCCUUCUCUCCCAAGUCAAGUGGCCUCUCUGGUAAUGGACUGCCUUUCUGUGAGCUUGCAUCCUGACCAGGCUUUCCAAAUCUAGCCUGUGAAGCGAGAUAAGAAAAAUCCCACAGAAGAAAAAAAAAAUGACCGAAGAACCCACAAAAGAGAACCUGGGAACUCCAAAAUCUCCCACACCUGUGACAAUGGAGAAAAACCCCAAGAGGGAAGUUGUGAUCACCACGGUCCCCUUGGUCAGCGAGGUUCAACUGAUGGCCGCCACUGGGGGUGCCGAACUCUCCUGCUACCGCUGCAUCAUCCCCUUUGCCGUGGUAGUCUUCAUCACUGGGAUUGUGGUCACCGCUGUGGCUUACAGCUUUAAUUCCCAUGGUUCCAUCAUCUCCAUCUUCGGCCUGGUCCUUCUGUCCUCCGGACUGUUUUUACUAGCCUCCAGUGCCUUGUGCUGGAAGGUGAGACAAAGGAACAAGAAAGUCAAGAGACGCGAGAGUCAGACCGCUCUUGUGGUGAAUCAGAGGUGCUUGUUUGCUUAAGACUGAGUACGAGCAAACGCGAAUGCUCACCCGCCCACACUGCUCUAACUCGGUGAACUCAUUCAUACAGAAACCAGCCCGGUAGGGGAUGAGCUCAACUUUCGAAUGAACUACCAAAAUGAAAAACAGGGCAUAGAGAGGACUGAAAAUGAGGGGUCAAGACGGUUUCCCCUUGGUAGGGAAUAACUCAUCUUUAACGACAAACUUAAUCCUAAGGGCUAUUUCUAACACAGAGGAAUCAGCUUGCUUUUCCUGUUAAACGUUUAGGGAGCGUGGGAGAUGCACAGCAUUAAAUAACAGUUGGUUCACUUUAGAAAGUACCCAAGGGAAGGAUGGACAAAUAAUGAGAGCCCUGGCAAGUGGUGUUAUAAAAAGCCUACAUUGGCUUGGCAUUCCCACGUACCUAAGAAGUUCUGUUACAUAUAUAUAUAUACAUAUAUAUUUUUUCCAAUAAGUUGAUUCUUUGGCCCCCCUUUUAAAAGAAUUUUCACUUUCAGUAACAUCACUAGAGGUACUUUAUUUUGAAGAAUAGACUAAUAUUUUUUUAUAUUUUAACAAUGGACAAUUGUAGAUGGUUGUAAUGACCUGUCAGAAGAAAACAGAAAUGUAGGUAACACAGAUGACACAGGGACAGUUAAAUUAAUAUUGAAAUAAUCCAAUCUAGCACCUUUGAUGGCUUUUAUACAAAAGUUCAGUGUGUAUUUCACUCAAAAUAAUAAAUGCUCAUGGCUGCUGAAACUUCUUAAAUGCUAGUUUCUGCUGUCCUUAUUAUUUUCAGAUUUAUUUUAUUUGAAUUAUGUAUAUUCCUGUGCUGGGGUUUGUGCCAUGAGUGCAGGUGUCCUUGGAGUCCAGCAGAAGGCACCUGAUCUCCUGGAACUGGAGUUACAGGUCGUUGGAAGCUGCCUGGCAUCGAUCCUGGGAACAGAAUGUGGGUCCUCUGCAAGAACAGAGCACACUCUUAGCCCCAGUGCCAUCUUUCUCACCCUUGUCUUUAUUACUUUUGUUGCUAUUCUGAAUUGUCCACUUCCCCUCAUCUCAUUUGUAAAUUAUCAGUUGUGUGUUUCUCAGCUGGAAAUUUCUUCUUCUACUGGAAGAUUGUUGUUUUCAUCUCAUGUUACAGUUCAGCAACACUUAAUACAUAAUAUAUUAAUAUGUUCUUAAGGGUUUCUAAA